This is a messenger RNA of Pipistrellus nathusii (Nathusius's pipistrelle), 1521 nucleotides long. NCBI's taxonomy places the organism in Eukaryota, Metazoa, Chordata, Mammalia, Chiroptera, Vespertilionidae. The record is from the annotation of a GenBank genome assembly.
AUGAUUUUUUCUCAGCUGCUGGCUUGUGUGGCAAUUUCAGUUUUCUGUGUCUUAAAAGCCAGCUCCCUGGACACCUUUAUUGCAGCUGUUUAUGAGCAUGCAGUGAUUUUGCCGAAUGUCACCCUCACACCAGUGCCCCGUGAAAUGGCAUUGGGGCUAAUGAGCAGAAAUCUGGACCUUUUGGAGGGAGCAAUCACCUCAGCAGCAAAACAGGGUGCACAUAUUAUUGUGACUCCAGAAGAUGGUCUUUAUGGCUGGAACUUCAAUAGGGAAUCUAUCUACCCAUACCUGGAAGAUAUCCCAGACCCUCAAGUGAACUGGAUCCCUUGUAAUCAUCCCAACAGAUUUGGCCAUACCCCAGUCCAAGAAAGACUCAGCUGCCUGGCCAAGGAAAACUCUAUUUACGUUGUGGCAAAUAUUGGAGACAAGAAGCUAUGCAAUGCCAGUGACCCCCAGUGUCCUUCUGAUGGCCGUUACCAAUACAACACUGAUGUGGUGUUUGACUCUCAAGGAAAACUGGUGGCACGCUAUCAUAAGCAAAACCUUUUCUUGGGUGAAGAUCAAUUCAAUGCACCCAAGGAGCCUGAGGUUGUGACUUUCGACACCGCCUUUGGGAGGUUUGGCAUUUUCACGUGCUUCGAUAUACUCUUCCACGAUCCUGCUGUGACUCUGGUGAAAGACUUCCAUGUGGACACCAUUCUGUUUCCCACAGCGUGGAUGAAUGUUUUGCCGCAUUUGUCAGCUAUUGAAUUCCACUCAGCUUGGGCUAUGGGCAUGAAGGUCAAUUUCCUUGCAUCAAAUAUACAUCACCCCUCAAAGAAAAUGACAGGAAGUGGCAUCUACGCACCUGAUUCUCCAAGAGCAUUUCAUUAUGAUAUGAAGACAGAGAAGGGAAAACUCCUUCUCUCACAGCUGGAUUCCCACCCAAAGCGCCCUGUCGUGGUGAAUUGGACUUCUUAUGCUAGUGGAAUAGAAGCAUUCCCAACAAGCAACAAGGCAUUUAAGGGCACUGUCUUUUUUGAUGAAUAUACCUUCUUGGAGCUCAGAGGAGUCACAGGAAAUUAUACAGUUUGUCAGAAAGAGCUCUGUUGUCAUCUAAGCUAUAAGAUGUCUGAGAAGAGAACAGAUGAAGUAUACGCCCUAGGGGCAUUUGAUGGACUACAUACUGUGGAAGGGAGCUAUCAUUUGCAGAUUUGCACUCUGUUGAAGUGUAAGACAACAAGCUUACACACGUGUGGUCACUCAGUUGAAACUGCUUCCACCAGGUUUGAAAUGUUCUCCCUCAGUGGCACCUUUGGAACCCAGUAUGUGUUUCCUGAGGUGCUGCUGAGUGAAAUUCAGCUUGCACCUGGAGAAUUUCAGGUGUUGAGUGAUGGACGCUUGCUGAGCCUGAAGCCACCAUCUGGACCUGUCUUGACAGUAACUCUGUUUGGGAGGGUGUAUGAGAAGGACCAUACAUCCAAUGCUUCUUCAGACUUCAUGGCAUACACACUAACACAACACAGAAAAAAUGCCAUAUAA